Echinococcus granulosus is the source of this 657-nucleotide messenger RNA. RefSeq names its product Protein atonal. Bases 1 to 657 code for a protein of 218 amino acids. The transcript has 3 exons. The record is from RefSeq and is a predicted model, not a curated record. Gene Ontology annotation, molecular function: protein dimerization activity. Lineage: Eukaryota; Metazoa; Platyhelminthes; Cestoda; Cyclophyllidea; Taeniidae.
AUGUGUGGACGCCAUUCGCAUCCCCACAUCUCAUAUCCCAUCGUCCAGCACGUGUGUACGCCCAGCUGUUCAAACCUCUCGACCAUCUGUCCGGUCACUUCCCUCGCCUCGCCUCUCCUCUCCUCUCAUUCAUACACUCUCCCACCUACUGAACGGAUGGUUGUUCUUUCCUCCGCCUAUACCGCUAAAUCCAACAGCUUCUCUAUCACCAACCUCCUUGGCGAUGUGAAUGGAAAAGCUGCAACGUACUCAGCCAAUCUGCCUAGAAAGAAUCGUGCUAGAGCAGCACAACAGCGUAUUAAAGCUAAUGCAAGGGAAAGAGGAAGGGUGCACACUAUUGGAGCGGCUUUUGAAGCGUUGAGAAAGUCAGUUCCAGUCUCCGGUGAGUGCAAAUUGACGAAACUUUCAGUCCUGCGCAUUGCUGCGGCAUACAUUGAAACACUGGUGGCAUGUUUGGAGGCGAGUCGGAUUGAAGAACAGGAAGAGGAGGCGGAGGCGAAGGAGAUGGAGAAGCCGGAAGAUCUUUCGCGCGUUGCUAGGGCCUCCCCGAACCAUCUCCCUUCUGCCAUUCAUCCCUCUCUUAUCAGUUGCGUUAUGAUGGUUAACGGAGAAGAGCAACCGAAGCGAGCGCCAGAGACGACAUUCAGGGAAGAGUGA